Molecule: messenger RNA, 1422 nt
Organism: Rhinocladiella mackenziei CBS 650.93
Lineage: Eukaryota; Fungi; Ascomycota; Eurotiomycetes; Chaetothyriales; Herpotrichiellaceae
Exons: 1
Coding region: 1-1422 (473 amino acids)
Biological process (GO): lipid metabolic process
Molecular function (GO): phosphoric diester hydrolase activity
Source: RefSeq, a predicted model, not a curated record
AUGGCACCCCCUGUCACCCUUCGAAAUGUCAGCAACACCCCUUUGACCCUGGUCUUGAUCGAGCACUUCGAUCCCCCCAAGAAUGAUAGUUUUCAGAUGUCAAAUGUGACCACAUCGCUCGCUACUGUGACCAACAGCAUCGGCCUGACCAAUACCACCACCCGGAGAGCUGUGCCACAGAUCGACGCCGAUGCCAGGCCCUUCGCGACUCGAGAUGUUUCGAUCAAGUUGCCACCAUUCACCGUUGUGCCGACGGAUAUCAAGGCUGUCAUUAACAAGCCUGAUGAACGUCUUCGCUUAACCUUUCAGACGGAGAUGGGAGGCAAGCAUCAGAUGUACUGCCCAGUCCCAACGGAAGAGACCGCAUCGUUGGUUGCUUUGUCACCCAAUCCGAAAGUGCGCUUCACCGGCAUAUAUCUACCAGACACUUCCUUCGUCGCGCUCUACAAUACUUCUCACCUCGAUUCGUGGAUGAAAGACAUUCCAGACAAGACUCCUCUCGGUGUCCUAUCAAUUCCAGGGACUCACAAUUCGCCUACGUGUCACAACGCCCCCCCUUCAGUGAGGUGCCAAGCGGUAUCCCCAACAGAGCAGCUGAAGAAUGGCGUGCGCUUUUUCGAUAUCCGCGUCCAAGUUCCGGAGCCUUAUGACCCUAACUCCGACAAGCUCAAUCUCGUGCAUGCUGCUUUCCCUAUUGCUCUAUCGGGAGCUAAGCACUUCCGUGGACUCUACAACGACAUCCUCAAAUUUCUCAAGGACCAUCCCAGCGAAACACUCAUUCUCUCCCUCAAACGAGAGGGCACUGGUAAGGGCACAGACGAACAAUUGUCUCGGAUCCUGAAGAAUCACUAUACCAAUCCACGCGAGUGGUACACUGAACCUCGUGUGCCAAAACUGGGCGAGGUUCGCGGUCGAAUCGUCCUGCUCAGACGCUUCGUGCUGGAGGAACCUCUCCGACGCGAGUGGAAUGGCCGUGGCUGGGGCAUUGAUGCACACAUUUGGGCCGACAACACUCCCAACGCCCUGUGUCCAUCGGGCGACGUCUGCGUGCAAGAUUUCUACGAAGUGCUCGAGAGACCUUCAAUAGAGAAGAAAAUUAGCUACGCACGCGACCACCUAGAACGUAGUGGCUGUUGCAUUUUCGAAGGCGACAAUGUCGGUGACCAGAAAUAUCCGCUCUACGUCAAUUUCCUGAGCGCGAGCAAUUUCUGGAACGUCGGCACUUGGCCGGAGAAAAUUGCGGCGGAGGUCAAUCCGGCGAUUACGGCCCAUUUGUGUCAGAAGCAUAUGCUCGGAGAUCAAGGCAGAGUGAAAGAUGGGGACUGGAGUACCGGUGUCGUCGUCACGGAUUGGGUUGGUUUAGGAGGGGAUUGGGAUAUUGUCCGAUGCAUUGUGGGGAUGAAUGCGAAGUUGAUCAGGUAG